This is a messenger RNA of Nothoprocta perdicaria, 1592 nucleotides long. RefSeq names its product calcium voltage-gated channel auxiliary subunit gamma 4 (gene CACNG4). The transcript has 4 exons. NCBI's taxonomy places the organism in Eukaryota, Metazoa, Chordata, Aves, Tinamiformes, Tinamidae. Gene Ontology annotation, cellular component: AMPA glutamate receptor complex; voltage-gated calcium channel complex; postsynaptic density membrane. The record is from RefSeq and is a predicted model, not a curated record. Gene Ontology annotation, biological process: postsynaptic neurotransmitter receptor diffusion trapping; positive regulation of synaptic transmission, glutamatergic; neurotransmitter receptor transport, postsynaptic endosome to lysosome. Bases 9 to 995 code for a protein of 328 amino acids. Gene Ontology annotation, molecular function: channel regulator activity; voltage-gated calcium channel activity.
GAAGCACCAUGGUGUGGUGUGACCGCGGCGUGCAGAUGCUGCUCACCACGGUGGGCGCCUUCGCCGCCUUCAGCCUCAUGGCCAUCGCCAUCGGCACCGACUACUGGCUCUACUCGAGCGCGCACAUCUGCAACGGCACCAACAUCACGGCGGACGAGGCGCAGGGGCCGCCGCGCCGCGCGCGGGGCGACCUCACGCACUCGGGGCUCUGGCGCAUCUGCUGCCUCGAAGGAAUCUACAAAGGACAUUGCUUCCGAAUCAACCAUUUUCCUGAAGAUAAUGACUAUGACCAUGACAGCUCAGAAUACCUUCUCCGCAUUGUCCGUGCCUCCAGCGUGUUCCCCAUCCUAAGCACAAUAUUACUGUUGCUGGGAGGACUUUGUGUCGGAGCGGGGAGGAUUUACAAUAGCAAAAACAACAUUAUUCUCAGCGCUGGGAUUCUUUUUGUUGCAGCAGGACUAAGUAAUAUCAUAGGGAUCAUUGUCUACAUAUCAAGCAACGCAGGUGACCCAAGUGACAAGAGAGAUGAGGACAAAAAGAACCAUUACAACUAUGGUUGGUCUUUUUAUUUUGGAGCCUUGUCUUUUAUUGUGGCUGAAACCAUUGGCGUUCUGGCUGUGAACAUUUAUAUUGAGAAGAACAAAGAGCUGCGGUUUAAGACCAAGAGGGAAUUCCUUAAGACUUCCUCCAGUUCUCCUUAUGCCAGGAUGCCAAGUUAUAGAUACAGGAGGCGGAGGUCCAGAUCCAGUUCUCGAUCUACAGAACCUUCCCCAUCUAGAGACAUUUCUCCGGUUGGCAUGAAGAUAGCAAGUACCAUUCCCAUGAAUGAAAUUUCCAUGUACACCCUUUCCAGAGAGCCUUUGAAGGUUACAACUGCGGCCAGCUACAACGCAGACCAAGAAGCCAACUUCCUGCAGGUUCAUAACUUCCUUCAGAAGGAAUUUAAGGAAGGACUCCAUGUCAAUAUGGUCAACAGGAGAACGACACCCGUUUGAAAUACCUUGCUUCCUUGUGCUUGUUGAAGAAAUAUCAAAACGUAAUGGAUCUUUCAUGAAAGAGAAGGAGCAAUGUUAAAAUACCCUCUCACCUCUUUAAUUGUGGCAUGUGUUGAAGUAGCAAGUGGAGAUCCUCCGGACCUACAAAUGAUAUUACAUGCUCAUAGCUUUUUUGAAGCUAUUUGGAGUUUGUUUCUUUCAGUUCUUGGUGUCACGAGAUGAAGGCAGUUCAUGUUCCUGCACUUUUGUAGUGUGUACAAUGUCUCAGUGAAACUGCGAAAGACUUGCCACCAGUGUGUUUUAAAGGAUUACAGAAGAAUUGCUGUAUGCCUUUCUUUUCUAAAAUCGAGAUCCCAUACUAUAAACUUGCGAAUCUAAUUUAUAACGAAGCCCAAGGAUGAAUAUGAACUACUCCUCAAGUGGUCCAUUUUCCUCUGACAUGGGAGCAGCUUUGCCUCUUUAGAGGAAGAAAGGAAAAUUACGGCUGAACUGGCCGGUGCCGCUGAAGCCGCGGGACAGCCAUGUCCCGCGUGUCACAGACUCCCUGACGGGGCAGCGUUCGGGGAGGCUUCUACUCCUGCUCUCCGGCAGCGGGUG